GGUAUCCGGACUCGGCCGUUUACACGGUAUGUUCCAGUCCAGAUGGCAACCGGCUGGUGUCUGGCGAUAGCGCGAACGGGUGAUUGUAAGUGAUACUUUUCCUAGGUAACUUGAUAGCUGAAGGAUGUAGCCACUAAUGGUCUAUCUAGAACCGGAAUGUCGAAAAUGAGUCGGUUCUCUGACCCUUCGAAGGCCACACCGACGAAGUGUAUGCAGUGUGUUGGGCUCAGGAAGGAGAAAACUAUUGUGACCAGCAGCACCGACGCCACCAUCAGGGUGCGGGAUGCAGAGACUGCCACUCGCGUCUACACUCUGUCGACAAGCUCGGGGGCGAAAUCUGUUGCAAUCUCAUACGAGCAUUCUGUUCUAGUCGGCGGAUGCGCUGACGGGCAAGUCAGAUUAUGGGAUCUAAUGACUGGCAAUCAGUUCCCGUAUCAAACUGGCAAGGACGGCCACUCCGGCGGUAUUUUUGCUGUUGAUAUUCCACACAACACGAAACCGAAGAGUGAUCGUUCCACUCAGGUUAUCACUGCAAGCGUUGACAAGACGAUCAAGCUCUGGACUUCAUCAGCGAAUUUCCUGGUGUGUAUCAGGGCAUGGACAAGCCACAGGGUACUAAGGUCCAUUGCUCAGUCCCUAACCGUCCGUCCGAAAUGCGGCGUCAGCUAACGCUAACGAACGCCAAGAAAUUGUAAAUCGGGGCUGCUUUAUUGGCACAUCAGCGCGUGCCGAUAUCCAUCUCGGGGUCCGAAGAUGGAUGUUUGGCUUUCGGAACCCGAGCUCGGAAGAGGCACAAGCAGUGGUGCGGCCUGUUAGUCCCUCCAACGAGAACUCUGUCUUCGCCAUUUCUGCUGCUCCAGGACCAGGUACCAGCCACAUUCUUGCUACGGCCCACGGUGAUGGAGUAGUCCGUCUCUCGAACGUUUCGAUUGACUAGCCCUGCUUUUCGCAAAAUUUUGACCAGACAAGAGUAAGGUACUCAUGAAGAGGUAUCAGCGUGAUUGUCUGG
Messenger RNA from Parathielavia appendiculata, 1009 nucleotides. RefSeq lists its product as uncharacterized. Lineage: Eukaryota; Fungi; Ascomycota; Sordariomycetes; Sordariales; Chaetomiaceae. The record is from RefSeq and is a predicted model, not a curated record. Gene Ontology annotation, molecular function: protein binding. The coding region runs from base 157 to 669 and encodes 170 amino acids. The transcript has a single exon.